This is a messenger RNA of Daldinia decipiens, 1817 nucleotides long. RefSeq names its product PQ-loop-domain-containing protein. The transcript is spliced from 4 exons. Gene Ontology annotation, cellular component: fungal-type vacuole membrane. The record is from RefSeq and is a predicted model, not a curated record. Lineage: Eukaryota; Fungi; Ascomycota; Sordariomycetes; Xylariales; Hypoxylaceae. Bases 293 to 1249 code for a protein of 318 amino acids. Gene Ontology annotation, biological process: basic amino acid transmembrane export from vacuole.
CUAUCUCUGUGCGACGCUGCACAGUUACGCAGACAUGCGACUAAAGAUCGAUGGUGCAUGCGAUAAGGGAAAACUUGUUGAAGCCACUGACCAUCCACUGAUAACCUCCUUCCAGCUGACUCUUACUAGACAAACCAUCUGACUAACUGACUAACUGCUCCUGGCUGAGGUCUCCCUCUCUCUCUUUCUUUAAACCUAGUCCCUAAUGUUCCAAUUACCCGUCUACCUUCUAUCUCCCAUUAUUAUCUAACUAUCAUUAUAUCUGAGCAUAUAUAUUAUUGCCAAGUUGAAAAUGAAUGUCGCUGAUAUGGCCUUAUCGCACGGCCUCUCCGUUAAUGAGAUGUUGUCUGGAGUAUUUGGUAGCAUCAGCUUGACAGCAUGGAUCUGCCUGCUCCUUCCUCAGCUUAUCACUAAUUACAGAGCCCAGAGUGCAGAUGGCCUGUCCAUGAUUUUCCUAGCUGUCUGGCUCUUUGGCGAUCUCACGAACCUAUCAGGUGCUCUUGCGACUGGACUCGCGCCCACGGCGACAGCACUGGCGGGCUAUUUCUGCAUAUCCGAUGUCAUCCUAAUCACGCAAUCCGUCUACUAUAACACCCUCAACGCCCGAAGAACCCGCCAGCGAACAAGGUCAACCGAAUCUGAGACCUCGGAAGACGAACCCCUCUUGCAGCCGCGAAGGAGGUCGUCUAGCGGCCUUCCAGGCUCGCACAGACGUCAUUCGGUGCACCAUUCCGAGUCCGGCUUAGACCCCAUCAAGAGAAUUGUCACGGGCGAAGACGAUACGCCUGAUACCAACCCCUGGUUACACAACACGCUGAGCGUUGUAGCUAUCUACAUCGUUGGAGCUGCCGGUUGGUUCGUGUCGUACAAAGUUGGGGCUUGGGACAAGCCUGGUGCUCCCGAAGAGCCAGCAGCUGAAUCAUCAGUAGCCGUCCUAGGACUUAUUCUAGGAUAUUCCAGUGCUAUUUGUUAUCUAUUUGCUCGAAUUCCCCAGAUAAUCAAGAACUACCGGGAGAAGUCCUGCGAGGGUCUUGCUCUACUUUUCUUCCUAUUGUCUCUCACUGGUAAUCUAACAUACGGCCUAAGUGUUUUCACUUACUCCCCAGAGCCGGAGUAUAUUAUUAAGGCUAUUCCUUGGCUCCUCGGAUCUCUAGGAACGAUUAUUGAGGAUUGUAUCAUUUUCUACCAGUUCAGGAUCUACUCGAAAAGGGGAGUGAGCAAGGCCAACGGUACCAGCGAGGCUGCGUAAAGGUGAUUGCUUGCAAAAUUAGGUACCUUGGGUACCUAAUGUAGGUAGGUUUGCAACGUGGUUUCGUUAACUUGGAAUUGUAUAGGGGUCAAGGUCAUCAUAUUAGGAGCAUUAUCUAGGCGUUUUAUAAUAGGGGUUUUAAGUAAUCCCCGGUUUAGAUCUGGAUAAUAUUCACAUCACCGGAAAUAUACAAUAUGAUCAAGGCUUUACGGUUCUUAACAAGUUAAAUCCUCCAAAUCUAUACUAAAACCCGUGCGGGCUAUCGUCAACGGCCCCCAACUAGUCCGUCUUCGAUCAGCGAUAAUUGCACGACAUCUAGCCCAAUGAAUUUAAACCGCCCCCAAUAGAAACGAGGAAUUCAUAUGAUAGACAAGUCUGUGUGGCGGGUCUCAUAUAUAUAUCAGCUGCAUUGUUUCGUCCUAUAUUGAAGUGAAGGGUUGAGCUUGCGGUGACUGUGGCUUCGUAUCACAUAUCACAUCCAUGCCAUUCAAAGCCAUAGAGUAACAUAGCUCUAUAUUUAUAGGUGUUUGACUUAGCAUAACCAACCAACUAAUCAGCUGAAAUUUGC